Molecule: messenger RNA, 5476 nt
Organism: Armigeres subalbatus
Lineage: Eukaryota; Metazoa; Arthropoda; Insecta; Diptera; Culicidae
Product: zwei Ig domain protein zig-8-like
Exons: 10
Coding region: 2922-3815 (297 amino acids)
Biological process (GO): synapse organization
Cellular component (GO): neuron projection membrane
Source: RefSeq, a predicted model, not a curated record
UCGUACGCGAAGUAGGUGCUUUACGCCUGGCUGGCUGCCGUGACCAUUGCUUGAGAACUGGAUUUCGAAGCCGAGUGUGUGCGCUGCCACGCCACUAGGAGUGAUGAUAGAGAAUAAAAAAUGAGACCCCGGAAAAGGUCGGGUGAAUUUGAUUGAAGUUUUUAUGGGUAGAUCAGAUCCACCAAAAGCAGCGUAUCCGUAUAAGGCCGGGAUGCCUGCAGAAGCGGCCUCACGUUGAGGUUGGCCAUUCAGUGUUCUGUGCAGUGGAAAUUAUCGCCGCUCGGUCUUCUUGCGGGAAGUUUGUUUGUUUUUUGCUCCUCGUUCCUGGUGGAAUCGAAAUCUGCGAUUGAGUGUGUGUGAACGAGGGUGGACGUGAUUCAGUGCUCGAACCCUUUGCCAUGGUACUGUUGUCGGUGGAGCUUGCCUAGUUCCGAAUGGGGAUGUUUUCAUUGAUGGGAGGUUGAGGAGCAGGAAAAGUGAUGCACAGCGCAUAUCGAAUGUGAAUUUUGGAUAGUCGGCAGAGUGCAGGGGCAACGUAUAACACUCUUCAUAGGAUAUUGGACUAUAGUGGGAAGUGUUCCUACUGUUGUAGCAAUCCAGACCCCAUCCUGCCUUCGCUUUGAUGUGUGUGAUGGAUUGAAGUGUCGGCUGUUCACCGAUGAUGGUGUGAAAUAUUAAACGCAAUGUCCAAAUUUCCACUGCAGUCACUCUAAUCGCAAAUAAGGGGUACGCUACUGAAGUGGUGAAAAUUUCUACUGACAAGAAAAAAACAAAACCCUUGAAGCAUUUCCAGACAGCUACCGGAAAGUGAUAUGCUACCCUACAAGUCUGUUCUUCGAGAAGAGCACCUGGCGCCGUGAUUGUGCGAAAUUCGAUCGUGAAAUCAAAUUAAGUGGAAAAUUGAUCGAAAUUCGCUUGCCACAUUACCUACCAGCCCCAUUUCGGUUGUGUCUGGUGGGAAAAGUCUGAAAACAGAGUAGAGCGAGUGAAGUCAUAAAAAGCCGAAAACAACAUAACCGUAGGCGCCAACCAGGGUCCGUGUCUUUCCCGUUCCACCCGAAUAAAACGCACUCGUAGUGUGUGGGAGUGAGUUGAAGGUGUUUCGGAGUGCGGGGCCGUAAUCCGGAAUAUCCAGUUCGGAUAAGAUAACAGUGUGUCAGUGUGUCGAAGCCGGCGGCUGGAAUCCAUAAGCCACUUAGGAGACAAGGAUAAGUGCCGAUGAUGUGCCAACCAGUGAACCGGCCUAGAGCCAUCGAGACCAUCCGGGGAAGGGGUAGUCUCGCCAAGCUGCUUAUAUAAAAGUGCGCGUGUAUUCGGAAUGUAUGUGCCCCCAAUGUACGUGAUGUUAAUGUGUAAUUAAAAUUCACACCGGAUACUUGUGUUGUGGUCUCCGAAGCGCACGGGCUUGAUUACAGAACCCAACCAGCUUUAAACUUGGGUGUAUUUUUUGUGGUAUAAGAAUUUUGACUCAUCUGGAACUGCAUGAAGAGGAAAGCCCAUCAACGUGGAGCCGUUAGCAGGAAAAUAAUCUUGUCUUACGUCAACCAUCGUGGAUGCAAACAGCGCUCAGGACUUCAUCCGGCACGGAACAAAUUGAAUGCUCUGAAUGAAUCCACCUGAAAAUCCCCACCGAACGGACAAACAAAGUAAGGACGAGCUCCCACCACAAAGCGCAGAAAAUUAAUAAGAUAUCCUCUUCGGAAGAAAGCUCGCUGAAAGCACGCUCAGCUUCAUCUGGUCUCCCAUCCGGAAGCGAACGUUAAUCCCGUAUUCCAAACCAAAGACGGGUACGCUCGGCAAAAGUGUACCGCCGCACAAUCAGCGCAACCGGAAGCAGCCGAGCGUCAUCAGGUGGAAAAUGAGAGUGCAUAAAUUUUCCACCCUUCGCACGAGUGACGCCGAAAAGAAGUGCGAGUGCCAGUUGCAGCUACCGUCAGUGUCGUCGUCGUUGUCAUCACUAUGGUCCAGAAUGGAUCGCCAUCAUGGCGCGAGUAUUACUAACAAUGGUGGUGAAGAUAAGUUUAAAGCCGUGCCGCAGUCUAAUGGUGGUCAUUCGUGUCAUCGCUUCAUCGUCCAUCAGCAGCAUCAGCAGCAGCAACAGCACAGGAGCAUUUAGGAAGUGCUGGUCUCCAGCAACCUUAACCAGUGAUACCUGUGGCAAGGUUUUUGGGACGCAUCCUAGUCGUUUCCUAGUAUUCACAGCCAACGCGAGUGAUGAAUUGCACCAAAUUAGUUCACCAAACCGGGAAUACGUCUGCCUUUCAGUGAGCAAGAUUGUUUGUUAGGGUAGCAUAUAAAAAUUAAAAAUAAAAGAAACUAAAACCUGCCCCAACGGUGGAGCAUAUCCCGGUGCUCAUUUGUGAAUCCCGCGUGAAGAAUUAUGCAACGUGCUGCGCUGCACCACGUGCCUGGCGACCCGACCAUUAGUCAGUGUGACACGGCAGCGUCAGUAUAAUUGAAAAAGCGCAUCCUCGUCGUCCCAGUCGGCCCCGGUAAAGCGGCGGAUAGUCAGACCUAGAACCGAAUCAGGAUUCACAGCACGAACUACCGAGGCCAGGCUGACGCUGGACGGUGCGCCACAUCGCGUGUGUGUGUUGGUCGGGCCCGCGUAGUGUGAAGUGGCGGGAUUUAGUGGGUGCUGACGCAGGGUCUCGGUGGACCCAUGUGGGACAACAGAACGGGACAUCUCAUUAAACGAGGUGGCAAACGUGUGAGCAGAUGGACGAGCCAUCGUGGGCAACUGAGUGGAGCAUACAGUCAGUGGGGACAAAAGGGGUGUGUGUGUGAGUGCGUCAUUACAGUGAGGCGUUUCCUAUAAUUGGACGACACGACGAAACGAAUCGGCAGGAGCAGCGGGGAGGCACCGAGUGAGCAACAAUCGUAUCCAUAAAUGAGCAGAUUGUAAUUAUACGCUAGUGAAAAUGUUGGAGAAAUUAACGUUCUAUGUUGGAGUCUAUUUACUACUGUUGCACAGCAAGAUUAAAGUUUCCGUGAGCUCGACGAUGCUGCUGACUACGGAGGAGUCGGCUGGUCUGCAGCCCUACUUUGACUUUGAUGUACAGCGAAAUAUCACCGUUACCGUGGGCCAAACUGGCUUCCUGCACUGCCGAGUGGAACGGCUCGGCGAUAAGGACGUGGCCUGGAUCAGGAAACGUGACUUGCAUAUCCUCACGACCGGCUCCUCGACCUACACUUCAGACCAACGAUUUCAGGUGAUACGGCCGGAAAACUCCAUUAAUUGGACGUUACAGAUCAAGUAUCCCCAGGUGCGGGACUCGGGCGUGUACGAGUGCCAGAUCAACACCGAGCCGAAAAUGUCGCUGUCCUACGAACUGAACGUGAUUGAGCUACGAGCGCGGAUACUGGGUCCGUCAGACAUUUUUGUGAAAUCCGGCAGUGAAAUCAUCAUGACCUGCGUCAUCCAACAGGGACCACACGACCUGGGCACGGUAUUUUGGUACAAAGGAAACGUGCUGAUAGAAUCCACCACCCAGGAGAACAUCAUCCACGCGGGGGAAAACCAACGAAUCACGGUCGAAACCGACUGGGCCGAUGGGUUAACGUCCAGGUUAAAGAUAAGGCGAGCGGUGCAGAGUGACACCGGCAACUACACGUGUGUUCCAACGAUGGCCAAAUCAUCCAGUGUGUAUGCACAUGUAAUUAGUGGUGAACAUCCGGCCGCGAUGCAGCACAACGCAGCGACCGGCGGACCGGUUCUAUCACACGCCAGUAUUUUAUUGCUCCAUGUGACACUUUUAGUGCAUAUUGUUGUGAGUAAGCAGUUUAAAAUAUGGCACAAUCACGACCCAAGAUGAAAUUGGCCCAGCGGCGGCUCCUCAAAUCGAGCGCAGCAGGAGCGGCAGCGAAAAAACCGUGCCAUUCCGUCGCGAUCCGAAUCGCGGUCACGGUGCUGGAGGAGGUGGCCCAAAUGUUCUUCAGUUGGACGCCUCCUCCCCGAAGAUGGUAGCGAUAGUAGCCCGGGCGGACCGGUGCCGCGCUGGAGCUGGCGGGACUGGUGGUGGUGGAGUGCCGCCGCCCCGGACGGCCGCGGACACCGAAGGUGGACCGCCGCGCGGUGGUGGAGCUUAUUGGGUGAGAGUUUGGAGCUGAGCACGAUGUGAGGGGCUUUCGUGGAUAAAAUCACAAUCCCACUAACUGAAAUAAGAAAAUCUUCCUUUGUACAAAUUGGAGUGAAUGUUUAUGAGCGAGAUUUUUCCUCGGAGCGAAAUAGCAAAAACCUCUACGAAAAUCACAGUAGGAAGUGCCGGGUGCUUGAGAUAGGUGUGCCCGAGACAGUUUUCGAGUGAAAAAAAAUAGUAGACGAACAGUGUAGUAUAGAAAAGGCAGCAAAAUAAACAAAAUGAAUUUAGAUACAAGAAACAAUCAAAACAAGAUCUAGAAAUAAGAUGUGAAACUAAACUGUAGAACUCCCAUCCACUUACAUAGACGCAAAGAAAAACCGGAAACGGACAGUAACAGAUUUAGCAGAACGAACAGCAGGAACUUAAAUAGAAUGGGGCAGCUAACGAGCUGAAAUAGAGUGACGAUGCAUGGUGGGUUCGGAAUACAUUUAAUCGAAAACAUAUGGUGGUUCAUUGCCUCAGUAGAAGGCAAAUGUGAUAAAUCUGGGAAUUCGCGACGUGAAUUUGAUUUUGUUUAUUGGCACUGGUAAGAUAAGACAAUUGGGUAAUAAACCAUUGCAUGAGUUAUUUUUUGGUCGAGCUACGUGAUACUUAAAAGCUGUCAAGCCACCGGAAAUUUCCACUCAUGAAAUCAGAAAAAAAACAGGAACCAGGAGUGUGUCCAUAAAAAAUUCUUUCGAAUUUUUACAAGAAAAUAUUCUGAAUAUCUACGAUGAGUUUUUUCAAAUUUUCACACGAAAUUGCUUUGAAUUUCCAUGACAAAUUGUUUUAAAAUUUUCAUUCGCAAUUGGUUCGAAUUUUCACUCGAAAUUAUUACGAAGCUCAACCGUAAAUUGCUUCAAAAUUCCGCCCUACAUUUCUUAGGAUAUCCACAGGAAACUUGCUUCGAGCUUCUGCGGAAAAUCUAUUUGAAUUUACACGAUAAACUGCUUUUCGUCGAAUUUCCAUAAGAAGCUGUUUUGGAUUUCCACGAGAAAAUCAAUACAAAAUUGUUUCGUCCAUCUACAGGAAAAAUUGUUUCGAUUUUCCACAGGACGUUGUUUCAAUUCUACCACAGAUUGCUUCGAAUUUCGAUUUCCCACCACUUUUCCCGACACUGCAAAUCGUUUCGAAAUUCCACGAAAAUUGCUUCAAAUAACCACAGGACAAUGCAUCGAACUUUUUAUGGAAGUAGCUUCGAAUUUCCACAAGAAAUUGUCUCGAUUUUACACGGAAAAUUGUUUCGCUUGUACACAAGAAAUUAGGAUCGAGUUUCCACGUUAAAUUGAUUCAACUUUAAAUUUCAAAUUUCCAUGGAUCUUCCAAUAUCCAAGAAAAAAAUAAUUUAUGAUAAU